Molecule: messenger RNA, 2607 nt
Organism: Panicum hallii
Lineage: Eukaryota; Viridiplantae; Streptophyta; Magnoliopsida; Poales; Poaceae
Product: SNF1-related protein kinase regulatory subunit gamma-1-like
Exons: 5
Coding region: 421-1728 (435 amino acids)
Source: RefSeq, a predicted model, not a curated record
GUCCCGCAGGGAUGACUUGCGAAAGGGGUUGGGGGGGAGAGAAAUAUCUCGCGGCCGGCGAAGCCCUAGAAUUGGAGCCCAGAAAGAACGGGCUCGAUGUUCAAGAGGAAACGGCCCAGUGCGUCUCAUGGUUUUACCCGGCCCAUAUGUCGUCGUCUUGCGUCGGCGCGCAGCCGCGGCCACGCAUGCCGCGCUGCAGACCACCUGCCGGCUUCCUGUGACCCCGCGAAGCCGGUGGUUACGAGCGACACAUCUGAGUGAGAUCCGCGCGCGCCUCAGUUCUCGGCUGCAAACCAUGGACCAAAAUAGGGUGACGGGAUGAGCGCAGAUCGGCGCAUGUGGAUGAAGAAAGAAACCAGGAAGGGCUAAACCGUCGCGAGGUAGAAGAAGGGAAGGGGGGCAGAGCAGCAGCACAGAGCCAUGCAGGCGGUGCGGACGCGGCCGGAGCAGCGCGCGGAGGCGGCGGUGGAGGCGAGCCCGCUCGCGAGCGCGCGGUCGUGGAGCCCCGAGGCGGAGAUCGGCAUGCGCGUGGAGGACAUCUGGGACAGCCUCGACGUGCAGCAGCAGCAGCUCAGCCACGGCGACAAGCUCAACAGCUGCUUCGACAGCAUCCCCGUCGCAUCCUUCCCGCACACCUUCGACGGCGCCCAGCUCGUGGAGAUCCCCUCCGACGCCACGCUCGCCGAGGCCGUCGACAUCCUGUCGCGGAACAGGAUCAUAAGCGCGCCCGUCAGGAACGUCGACGCGCCCGAGGACGCCAGCUGGAUCGACCGUUACAUCGGCAUCGUCGAGUUCGCCGGAAUCGCCGUCUGGCUGCUCCAUCAGUCUGAAGCCGUGGCGAAGGCCGACGUCAGCGCCGACGAGCUAGCGGCGAAGCUGGGCACUGUCACCCUGGAGGGUGCCGCGGCCGCGGCCGCGAACGUGCGAGAGCCCAAGAUGGCGGAGUCUGAAGGAGCGAUCGCAGAAGUCUUCGGAGCCCUGCCUUCUUCAGACCUGUUCAACAAAACAAAGGUGAAGGACAUCUCCGGGUCGUUCCGGUGGGCGCCGUUCCUGGCGCUGCAGAGCUCCGACACGUUCCUGACGAUGCUGCUGCUGCUGUCCAAGUACCGGAUGAAGAGCCUGCCGGUGGUGGACAUCGGCGAAGGCACCAUCAGCAACGUCAUCACGCAGGGCGCCGUGGUGCACAUGCUCUCCGAGUGCGUCGGCCUCCACUGGUUCGAGGAGUGGGGCACCAAGACGCUCUCCGAGAUCGGACUGCCCAUCAUGAGGCUCAGCAAGAUCGUCAAGGUUCGCGAGGACGAGCCGGCGCUCAAGGCCUUCAGGCUGAUGAGGAGAAAAGGGGUUGGAGGCAUACCGGUUGUGGAUGACAGCGGCAGGGCGGUAGGCAGCAUAAUGAUCAAGGAUGUCAAGCAUCUACUUACGGCAUCGGAGGCAAACAGAGACUACAGGACACUCAAAGCGAAAGAAUUCAUUGCGAAUGCACGACAGAGCUCCGGCGAAAGGCAAAUGAGCAUCAUAACGUGCAGUAGAGGGGACAGUGUCAAGGACAUAAUAUUGAAGCUGGAUGCAGAAAAGAGGCAGAGGAUCUAUGUGAUCAACGAGGAAGGGAACCUGGACGGCUUGAUCACCCUCAGAGAUAUCAUCGCCAAGUUGGUGUAUGAGCCACCUGGCUAUUUUGGAGACUUCUUCAAUGGUGUUAUCCCUCUACCACAAAACAGCAGGGUUUGAAAAGUUUAGUCGAAUCAGGAAUUACUUUUUGCCAUGCUCUCUCUUGAUUCAUUGUCUGUAGAACUUGAUUAUGUUUUCCUUCACAUUUCUAGUGUUCAUAAGUGUUUAGUGAGCUUACCUUAACCCUUCUAUGUAGAUAAAUAGUUUUGUCAUAAUGCUUCCAUGUGUGGAACACUAAUGCUUGUUUAAGUUGAACAAGUUCAAUCCUGGAAUUCAGCCAUGCUAGCUUCACUUAUUUUCCUAUUACUAUUUAUCCUGUUCCUCGGACUAGGUACUAGCUUACCACUUAUCUCCAGUUUACCUGCCAUUUUUAUUUAGUGCCCAAAUCCAAAUGGUUUUCAGGUUGCAAUAUCUUAAGUAUUUUUAUGGCAAAAGUAGCCUGUUUCCUUUUCUCCCCUUUUCUUUUGUCCUUUGAUUUAUAAUUUCUCAGAAUUUUCUCAUUAGUUUCUCUCAGCAGUUUGGAUUCAGGAAGCACAUCUUCUUGGUUUGUCAGAAUAAGUCAUAUCAUUUUACUGUGCAAACUGAAAAUGUUUUCUAGAUUUUACAUAGUUUGUGGUUUAUUAUUUGUCAAAAAUUUCUCGCUAAUUACUAUCAAUGGUUUGAAUUUAGGAAUAGCAUCUUCUUCUCCUUUUGUUCAAAGUUUGCAUAUCAAUUAUUAUGUAAACUGAAAAGUUUUUUUUAGUAUUAACAGUGUCUGUAGUUUCCAUUAAAUAUGUUGCCUAAUUAUGGAGGUCCUUAACUUCUCCCUCAUAGAUAUCUACCAUGUAUCUGUACAUUAGGCAAUAUAAGAAGUAAUGAAUAGAAUGGACACAUGACACUUCUAUUCUGUCAGAUAUUUACUUAGACAUCACAUAUUUUCUGCAUAUGAACAGUGGUCUA